This is a messenger RNA of Leptosia nina, 465 nucleotides long. Lineage: Eukaryota; Metazoa; Arthropoda; Insecta; Lepidoptera; Pieridae. The record is from the annotation of a GenBank genome assembly.
AUGGCGGCUAUGUCCCCGUCGGAGAGAAGAUUACAAAAGGAAUUAAUGUCUCUCAUGAAAGAACCUCCACCAGGGGUAACAGUAGACGGAGAUCAGGCCAGCCAAAAUCUAACAUUGUGGACAAUACACAUGGAAGGAGUUCCAGGCACAUUAUAUGAAGGUGAAAAAUUUGUACUCCAAUUCAAAUUCACAAAUAAAUAUCCCUUUGAUUCUCCAGAGGUAACAUUCAUCGGUAACAAUAUUCCAGUCCAUCCACAUGUAUACUCAAACGGACACAUUUGUCUAUCUAUACUCACCGACGAUUGGUCGCCAGCGCUCUCCGUGCAGUCUGUCUGUUUGUCCAUCGUCUCUAUGCUUAGUAGCUGUAAAGAAAAGAAACGACCUCCAGACAAUUCGUUUUACGUGAAAACCUGCAAUAAAAAUCCGAAGAAAACGAAAUGGUGGUAUCAUGAUGAUUCAGUAUAA